GCAUACCAUGAGCAACUCGAACUGGGGGGGCGAGCAAUGGUCUGUGAUAUACAAUUAUGCCUAUGUAAUGUGGGGUUUAAAAUAACUCUACGUCGCGAAUUUCUAAGCCCAUAUGGGCCAAGUGUUGAUGUUGUUGCGCUACUCUUACUACUGCUCCUUUACGCCCCCUUACCCUCCCGCAAUAUGCCCCUCCUUCCACCUACAAGCGGCUUAUCCAUACAUGAAGAGAGAGUGGAGAGUAAAAAUCGAUGGCGCUUGGACUACGCCACGGGGAAUGGAAAAGGGGAGGGUAAAGGACGACGCACGGUAUUUUACUAAGUUGGAGCUCAGGACGGGUUCUUUGCGUGGACGGUAUGGCCUCCUGGCAUGCCACAACGCUAUUAUAACCGUGGAACAACAAGACAGCAAUGGUUGGCCCUAUAUAGCUACAGUAGAAACGACCACGAAAUGAAUAACGACGUUCUUUGAGCCGUUCGCUCGUAGCUUCAGUUGUUAGUACUCGGUUUUCGCUAAACUUCGCUGUACAGUUUGCUGUAAGGCGGGCACCCCUUUACAGGAGGCAACGACGACGACGACGACGGCGGGAGCGGCAGCGGCGGCGGUAGCGGCUGCAUGCUUUAUGUAUAUUUUGCUCUACUAACGCUCUACUGCGCUUGACAGUCGCCAUCAACGUUGGAUAGUAUCGUUUUCCUCUGUGCUUUGCCGCGUCCAUUGCCACGUAGCGUUUCUUGAGGAGUCAUCGUAAGCGUGUUACUGUAACAGAUUUCGAGAUGCCGUUCGAUGACGAGUUACUCCCGGCCCCGCCAAACAGCACCCGACUUUGUCCUGAUCGAGUGCCUUCGAAAGGAAUCUCUCUCUCCACCCAAGCAUCAGAGGCAAUGGUAGAAAUCGGCGGCCACCGAUUGCAGUACGAUUGCUCGCUUUAGACGAACAAACAAACGAACAAGUCUUCGAACACAUACUGCAAAAAUUUAGAUGCGUCAGAAAGUCGAAAUCUUGUUAAAGAUUAGUUGUAGACUUGACUCAGCUUUUGAUUUGCAUAAGCCUUGAGUUCUCAGUUGCUGUUAACAUGCUGAACCGGUCAUAAUCGCAAAUGAAGUCAAGCUCGAAUCUGGAAAUGGCGUGGUAUCAUCGAUCAAGCCUAUUUAGCCCGUUAAGGCCAUAUAAUCCAGAUUCGCCAAGAAUCACGACAGGCGACGAACAUCACCCUCGUCAUUCUGACUAUUACAACGACGAUUAUUCCUAUAUUCAGGUUCAGGUACAACCAGACGGUGAACCGAAACAACCGGCGGGUCUGCAACUGGUUAAUGUUCAACGAAACCUAAAGCCUGCACCACCUCGUGUGAUUCUCUCACCGCAGAUUCGAAUGGCGACAUCGGCUCCACAGAUGCUUCGUGCCGGGCACCAUCCGUCGCAGCAGUCGAUGCGGUCGGCUGGCCCCCAUUCGAGCGGGCCUCAUCCACUUGGUUCAUCUAUGGCAAGAGCAGCAGCAACAGCAACAGAAGCAGCAGCGGCGGCGGGCCUAAAUCAUAUCCGUAGUAUCCCCACGCACCCCGGUGGAGGUCCCCACUACCGUUUAGUCUCAUCGGCUCCUCCGUUUCAGCCUCCAAUGAAUUCUGCCCCACAGGAGAUGUAUUAUACACAUCCAGUCUCUAGUCACGGCACCGUCUCUAGUCAUCAUCACGCUCAUGUCCAUCAUAAUCACCAUAAUAACAGCAUUAGUACGAGCACGGAUGCCAGCAGUGGUAAUAAUUCAAGUGGAAGCAAUAGUAAUGGUUCACAUGGGCAUCAGCCUCUCCACAUUUCGGGUGGGGGCUCUUCACAUGGCGCUGGCCAUCACCCCGUUGGUCAUCCGAGCCAAACCCAGAUUCAUGCUGGCUACCAUUCCGGUCCUCAUGGCGGAGGACACCAUUCCUCCACCGGUGAUGCCUCUGGUCACUCUGGCCAGCCCUCGUACAGUAAUCCAUCGUUUUACCAUCGUUACCCCACAGCUGCCAGCUAUCACCAUCCGACCGGUCUCUCGACUGUUAUGCCCCCACCUUCAUCUCCUGUAAUCACUAGCCAGCACCAACAGCAGCUUGGCGGGACUUCUGCCGCUUCUGUCGUUGGUGCAACUGGCGCCAGUGGCCAUGCUGCUGUAUCGACGUACGGCCGAGCGAUAGUGAGUAGUUCGGGUAGAAGCACUGGAGCGUACUCGAUACAGCCUCUUACACCAUGGGGCCGACUUUCCGCUUCCUCACCUUUCGUCCAUUUAGCCCAUAGGGUGCCAGUUUCAUCAAUGGGGCCUGCUACGUGGGGUCGAAGCGCUGGGCCAGGCGGAGGGGGUAGUGGCGGGGUGAUGCCGAUGGGCCCGGGGGGACCUCCGGGAAGAGCCAUACGUAUAGCGACAGGCGCAAUGUCGCCUCACUCCGUAGCCUCAAUACAUCCUCACUCAACUAUCGUCCAUCCACAUCCAACGCACACGUCGCGGCGCGGUGGAGGCGAAGCGAUGAUGUUGCGAGCGAUCACCAGUGUAAACGGUUACUCCCAGCAGCAGCCACAUUACCAUCAAGCAACUAACCACUCUGCUGCUACAGUUCUACCCGCAACCAGCUCCGGGUCUCACGAAGUGGCGGUGCAAAGUGGCGCGGGAGGCCCCAGUAUAAUAGGAGGAGCUGUGGUGCCGGGAGUGUCUUCUUCUUCUUCGGCAAGUUCUACCCCGCCACCGUCAUCGGCGUCGUCUCUAGUUGCCGCUAAUGGCGUUACAGGUGGUGCUAGUAGUGCAGGAGGAGUAGGCGUGCCACCUGGCCACCGCAAAGAGGACGUGGUCCUUCAUCAGCCACAGGGGCAGGUCACAAUGCAGGCCGGAGCCACUAUGGCUGCCCCGGCAGUCAGGCCCCUCACGGUGCAAACCGCUCAUCAACCGCCAGCAACAACAGCUGGUGGAGGUCAACAACAGCAACAAAAUACAGCAUCGCAGAUGUCGCCGAACACGGCUAAGAAGAAAUGUAAAAAUUUUCUUGCUACAUUAAUACGCCUUGCGUCUGAUCAACCUGUGCAGACAGCAACUAACGUCAAGGCUCUGAUCCAGGGUCUGAUUGAUGGUAACAUUCCACCCGAAGACUUCACGACGCAACUUCAGCGGGAGCUCAACUCCUCUCCACAGCCCUGCCUCGUUCCAUUCCUUAAGAAGAGCUUGCCGCAUCUUCGGCAGUCCUUGAUGACGAAGGAGCUUUCAAUCGAAGGGGUUCGACCGCCACCUCCAGGUUCACUUGGGCCGACGACGACGACGACAACAGUGGCCGCUCCGGUUUCGCAGCCUUCGCAACCGCCGCAGGCCAUUAUAAGGGCCGCUAGCGCUGGCCCGACAACGACAACAACCGUUCGUUUGCUGCAACCCCAGAGACUGGUCACCGUGACGCCGCCGCCACGAGCCAUUUUGAGUCAGGCCGGUCAUCCCAUUUCGGCGACGGGCGCCAUGACGAAGAGUAUUGUUGUACAGGCCCCUACACCAACGAAGCCCUCACCCGCCCCUAAGGUGCCGAAACCACCAGCAGCGCCGAAGACACCCGCGACACCGAAAACGCCAGCGGCCUCACGAAAUGCGGCCCAGGCGGCCGCUGCUGCGGCCCAGGCGGCAGCAGCCGCUGCCACCGCGGCCGCCUCGGUGGCCCCAGCCACGCCGGCCUCUACCACAGCUGUUGCCACCGUUGCUACUACCACUGUUGCCGCUGCCGCCUCUACCCAGGCAGCUGUAGCUGGCGCAGGGGCAACUAUUCCAGGUGCGACAACAACCACGGGUGCUGCGGAAAAAGUCCGUUACGGAUCGGCUUUGCGCGAAGAUGACGACAUCAAUGAUGUCGCUGCAAUGGGCGGUGUCAACCUGCAAGAGGAAAGCCAGCGGAUUUUGGCGAGCAGCGAGCUUGUUGGCGCAACACGAAGCUGUGGUGACGAUGUGUUCCUAUUUAGUGUUGCACUCGAGAAAAAAAUUACCCAAAUUGCCGUAAAGCAUGGCGUAGACACCGUCGACCCCGAGGUGAUUAAGCUUGUUUCGCACGCCGUACAGGAGAAACUCAAGGGCUAUUUAGAACGGCUGAACAUUGCCAGCGAACAUCGGGCUGAACCGCCAGCCUUCAAGGCGGACGCGGCACGUUUUGAGCAAACGACAGAUCCCCGGGCACAGUUGCGAUUCGUGGAAGAACUCGACAAGCUUGAAAGGAAGCGACACGAAGAACACGAGCGGGAAAUGCUCCUUAGGGUUGCCAAAUCACGGAGCAAAAUGGAGGACCCUGAACAACUGAAGCUGAAACAGCGCGCCAAGGAGAUGCAAAAAGCCGAAAUGGAAGAGAUGCGUCAACGUGAAGCCAACAUGACGGCCUUGCAAGCAAUCGGACCAAGAAAAAAGGCCCGUUUGGAUGGCACCUUGGGAGGAGUUGGCAGCGGGGCCGGUAAUAAGGCUGCACUAAGGCCUCGCAUCAAGCGAGUGAACAUGAAGGAUGUCUUAUUUUUGCUCGAAACAGACAAGAACUGGAUGCGUAGCAACUUUAUAUAUAAAAGUUACCUCAAAUAGUUUCCUCGGGCUAGAGCGCUCGCUGCAAGAGAAUGUGCGUAGAAGAAGGUUAUAUAGGAUCACGAUUUGUGAAAGGUAGCUCUCUUACUCUCUCUAGAAUGGUUUGAAAGCAGACAGAUGAUUCUUGCCAAAAACAUGCAUUGGUACUUUUCCCACUAAAGUAUUGUCACCGAAAUGGCAACGAAAAUUUGACCACACAAAGGUGAGAAACCUACUGGUUAGGUUAAACAUUAUUGCCAAGACCUAAAAGUGGAAACAGUGGCCUCUAGCUCGUGUGCAUGGUGUAUGCAUGGCAUAUCUUCUUUGAAGGGAAUCGUUUUUGUGAAACCUGCAGCCAUGCGAUUGAGCAGGCCUAUUUAUAUGCUGAUGAUUAUCCUUCCGUUUCUCUCCAAUAUACAUAUAUAUAUAUAUACACACAUACACAUACACACAUAUAUAUGUCGUAUGCAAAUAAAUCACCAUGGGGCGCCGUGCGUGCUGACGAGUAAAAACCGAUGUCCGUAACGUUUCAUUUCUAUGUACGUUCUUAUAACAAAGGUCCAAAACAAAUACGAAAUUCUAAAUAUGAUGAUGGUGAUGAUUUAUCUUGAUCUUCCUACUAUUAUUACUAUUAUUACACUUCUUACUAUUAUUACAUUCUCUUGCAUCCGUGAGAAGUCAUCGCUAGUCACCCGUAGUUAUUAUUAGCGGAUCAGGUCUGCUCGAAAGUUAGAGAGAGAGAGAGAGAGAGAGAUAGAUAGAUAGAGGUGAGGUAGAGGAGAGAGAGAGAGAGAGAGAGAGAGAGAGAGAGAGAGAGAAGCGUUUCUGUUUGGGAAGCUAUCGUAAAGGUUGUUUGAUUCGUUUCGAUAGUUUAAAAAGUGAACAUAAAAUAGUUCGUGUAAGUACACAAGCAGAAAAACGUUGUCAAAGAUGACACCGCUAACAUUUGUACAAAGAAUAGUUUCGAAAAAGCUACUUCUGCUAAAACGGAACACAACGACUGUUGUCUGAUAGGAUAUGUUCAUCGUGCAUAGAGGUUAUUGAAGUCUACGCGUAGCACAUUGCAGACGAUGAUGAGAUCGUGGGUUCGCCACGGAGACUACAGAUUAGCGUUGUAUGGCAAAGAAAAGUGGCAACGACGUCAGCGUCGACCACAAGUUCUCCCUCGCAAUCUCACUAUCAAAGACAAUUCUUUUCUUUCACUUGACAUUUGCAUAUACUGUGUGUCGGUUCUAUUGAUGGAAAAGAUGCAACGACUGUAAUUAACCAAGGCCCAAAAAUUCAAGUUUUGCGAAAAAUUGUAUUACUUUAGUUAGAGUUUUGAUGAACGAGGCGGUUUUUAUAAAGAUGACACCUAACUGUUAAGCUUCGACAUACUUACUAGGAUUUUGUGUACGUUGGCAGUGCUAUUUUUUUUUUUAUUAGUAUCAGUAACCAGGGAACUCAGCGAGGUCGUCUGUCCUCUGUCGUAAUGGAUCCAAAUUGAUUACGUGAAGUAAUGUCUCAUGUGUGGAUGGGUGGUAAAUGUAGAGAAAGACGGUACGGCAGAUUUAGUACGACGAAAGUGAACGGCAGAUAAAGAAAUGCUCGCCGCUGUAUCUGCGACCGCAGCGGCAGCACGAAAAGAAGAUCUAGGAGAUGGGAAGCAGUGAAUGAGAAUAAUAUUUGUACAAAGUGUGUACAAUUUUCAAAUGAUAUGGACAAAGAACGAGAAAUAUAAACACUACAACAUUUGUUCCGAAAAAAUCUAGAAAGAAAAAAUGUAUGCUGGUUCUACA
Molecule: messenger RNA, 6306 nt
Organism: Varroa destructor (honeybee mite)
Lineage: Eukaryota; Metazoa; Arthropoda; Arachnida; Mesostigmata; Varroidae
Product: transcription initiation factor TFIID subunit 4-like
Biological process (GO): transcription initiation at RNA polymerase II promoter; DNA-templated transcription
Cellular component (GO): transcription factor TFIID complex
Molecular function (GO): RNA polymerase II general transcription initiation factor activity; DNA binding; protein heterodimerization activity
Source: RefSeq, a predicted model, not a curated record